Molecule: messenger RNA, 6050 nt
Organism: Panthera uncia (snow leopard)
Lineage: Eukaryota; Metazoa; Chordata; Mammalia; Carnivora; Felidae
Product: zinc finger protein 112-like
Exons: 8
Coding region: 1-3693 (1230 amino acids)
Biological process (GO): regulation of transcription by RNA polymerase II
Cellular component (GO): nucleus
Molecular function (GO): DNA-binding transcription factor activity, RNA polymerase II-specific; RNA polymerase II transcription regulatory region sequence-specific DNA binding
Source: RefSeq, a predicted model, not a curated record
AUGGGUUUGUCAUUUCAGCAUUUGGUGAUGUUCAGAGAUGUGGCUGUAGACUUUUCUCAGGAAGAGUGGGAAUGCCUGAACUCAUAUCAGAGGAAUUUGUACAGAGAUGUGAUAUUAGAGAACUAUAGCAACUUGGUGUCAGUGGCAGGGUAUACCAUUUCUAAGCCAGAUGUGAUUACUCUACUAGAGCAAGGGAAAGAACCCUGGAUGGUUGUGAGGGAUGAGAGAAGAAGAAGGAGCCUAGAUUUAGAAUCCAGAUAUGACACUAAAAAGUUAUUUCAAGAAAAGGAUAUUUGUGAAAUGAAUUUAUCUCAGUGGGAGAUAAUGGGAAGAAUUAGAAGUUGUGGCCUUGAAAACUCCUUUAUCAGAAAAGAUUAUAAAUAUGAGAAGUUCGAGGGACAAGAACACCUUCAAGAGGGAUAUUUCCGGCAAGUGAAAAAAACCACCUCUGAAAAAAUGCCCACUUACAGAAAACUCACUUCUCUUACUCUGUAUCAGAGUAUCCAUAAUAGAGAGAAACCCUAUGAAUGUGGGGAUUGCGGGAAGGCCUUUAGAGUACGCCAACAACUUACUUUCCAUCAGAGAAUUCACACUGGCGAAAAACCCUAUGAAUGUAAAGAAUGUGGAAAAGCCUUUAGACAGUGUGCCCACCUUAGUCGACAUCAGAGAAUUCAUACUUCUGACAAACUCCUUGAAUGUAAAAAAUGUGGAAAGAUCUUUACAUGUGGUGCAGAUCUUCGAGUACAUCAGAGAACUCAUAUUGGUGAGAAGCCCUAUGAAUGUAAGGAAUGUGGGAAGGCGUUUAGAGUAAGAGGACAACUUAAUCUUCAUCAAAGGAUUCAUACUGGUGAGAAGCCCUAUGAAUGUAAGGAAUGUGGGAAGACCUUUAGACAGUAUGCACACCUUACACGACAUCAGAGACUUAAUAUUGCUGAGAAGUGUUAUGAAUGUAAGGACUGUGGGCAGGCUUUUUUGUGUAGUACAGGCCUUAGAGUACAUCACAAACUUCAUACUGGUGAAAAACCCUAUGAAUGUAAGGAAUGUGGAAAGGCCUUCAGGGUGCGGCAACAACUCACUCUCCAUCAGAGAAUUCAUACUGGUGAGAAACCCUAUGAUUGUAAAGAAUGUGGAAAGACUUUUAGUCGUGGCUAUCAUCUCACUCUCCAUCAGAGAAUUCAUACUGGUGAGAAACCUUACGAAUGUAAGGAAUGUCGGAAGUUCUUCCGUCGUUACUCAGAACUUAUUUCACAUCAGGGUAUUCAUAUUGGAGAGAAACCCUAUGAUUGUAAGGAAUGUGGGAAGACCUUUAGACUGUUCUCACAACUUACCCAACAUCAGAGUAUUCAUUUUGGUGAGAAACCUUAUAAAUGUAAGGAAUGUGAGAAGACUUUUAGACUGCUAUCACAACUUACUCAACAUCAGAGUAUUCAUACUGGUGAGAAACCCUAUGACUGUAAGGAAUGUGGAAAGGCCUUUAGACUUCAUUCAUCACUUAUUCAACAUCAGAGAAUUCAUUCUGGUGAAAAACCAUACAAAUGUAAGGAAUGUAAAAAGGCAUUUAGACAACAUUCACAUCUUACUUACCAUCAGCGAAUUCAUAAUGUAACUAAAGCCACCGCGUCCCUGCGCCAUUUCGUACACUUAUUCCGUUACGUCUUGAUGCAGGGAUCCAGUCUGCAGCGGUCAGCCCUGCGUUCUCUGAACUUUGCACAUCUCCAGGAAAAGAACCCAGAAAACCAAUCAGUCCUGAUAGUUCUAGAAAACAUGCCCCAUUGGUUGGUGACUUUCAGGGAUGUGGCCAUCGACUUCUCUCAGGAGGAGUGGGAAUGCCUUAACUCCACUCAGAGGGAUUUGUACAGGGAUGUGAUGUUGGAGAACUACAGCAACCUGAUCUCACUAGCUGGAUGUGCGAUCCCUAAACCAGAUGUGUUUUCUUUAUUGGAGCAAGGGAAGGACCCCUGGAUGGUGACAAGAGCCAUGACAAGAAGAUGGAGCUCAGACUUGGAAUCCAGUUGUGAGACCAAAAAGUCAUCUCCAGAAAAGGGAGCUUAUGAAAUGGAAUCACUGCAAUGGGAAAAUAGGAGGAAACCUAUCAGCCAUAAUUUUGAUUACAAUGGUCUUAGAGAUAAUAUGGAGGGCAAAGGCAAAUUUGAGGAUCAACAGGGAAGUCAGGAAGGACUUUACAUGCACAUGAAAAUUACCUAUGGAGAAAAGGCCACCCAAAGCCAUUCUGUGUCACCUACUCUUCAUCCGCUAAAUCCUACCAGGGAAAAAUUGUACAAAUGUAAGGAAUAUGAACAAGCUUUCAGCUACCUGUCAUGCCUUACUCCACACGAGAAAAGCCAUAAUAAAGAAAAACACUCUGAAGUUAAGAAACGUAGGAAGACCUUCAGCAAAAAGCCAACAUAUAUUCAACAUCAGAGGAUUCAGAAUGGUGAAAAGCCUUAUGAGUGUAUGGAAUGUGGGAAGGCCUUUGGUCGUAGUUCUGAUCUGAUUCAACAUCAGAAAAUUCAUACUAAUGAAAAACCUUAUCAGUGUAAGGCAUGUGGGAAAGCUUUUAUUCGUGGUUCACAGCUCACUGAACAUCAGAGAGUUCAUACAGGAGAGAAACCAUAUGAAUGUAAGAAAUGUGGAAAAGCCUUUAGUUAUUGUUCACAAUAUACUCUCCAUCAGAGAAUUCACAGUGGUGAAAAACCCUAUGAAUGCAAGGAAUGUGGGAAGUCCUUUAUUCUUGGCUCUCAACUUACUUACCAUCAGAGAAUUCAUAGUGGUGAGAAACCCUAUGAGUGUAAGGAAUGUGGAAAGGCCUUUAUUCUUGGUUCACACCUUACUUAUCAUCAAAGAGUUCAUACUGGUGAAAAGCCUUACAGAUGUAAAGAAUGUGGGAAGGCCUUUUUAUGUGCCUCCCAACUUAAUGAACAUCAGCGAAUCCAUACAGGUGAGAAACCCUAUGAAUGUAAAGAAUGUGGGAAGGCCUUUUUUCGUGGCUCACAACUUACUUACCAUUUGAGAGUUCAUACAGGUGAGAGACCCUAUAAAUGUAAAGAAUGUGGAAAAGCCUUUAUUUCUAAUUCUAAUCUUACUCAACAUCAGAGAAUUCAUACAGGUGAAAAACCCUACAAAUGUAAAGAAUGUGAGAAGGCCUUCAUUUGUGGCAAACAGCUUAGUGAACAUCAGAGAAUUCAUACAGGUGAGAAACCCUUUGAAUGUAAGGAGUGUGGAAAGGCUUUUAUUCGUGGUGCAUAUCUUACUCAACAUGAGAAAAUUCAUGGUGAGAAACAUUAUGAAUGUAAGGAAUGUGGGAAGACCUUUUUUCGUGCCACACAACUUACAUAUCACCAGAGAAUUCAUACAGGUGAGAAACCCUACAAAUGUAAGGAAUGUGACAAGGCUUUUAUUUAUGGCUCACAACUUAGUGAGCACCAGAGAAUUCAUAGAGGUGAAAAACCCUAUGAAUGUAAGCAGUGUGGGAAGGCCUUUAUUCGUGGUUCACAUCUUACUGAACAUCUAAGAACUCAUUCUGGUGAGAAACCCUAUGAAUGUAAGGAAUGUGGGAAGGCCUUUAGUCGUGGCUCAGAACUUACUCUACAUCAAAGGAUCCAUACUGGUGAGAAACCUUAUGCAUGUGUCCAAUGUGGUAAAGACUUUAGACGUCAUUCACAACUUACUCAACAUAUGAGGCUUCAUAAUUGAAAAAGCUGUGAAUAUGAUUUAAUAUAAGAAAGGCUUCAACUGUAUUCAACACCUCUGGAAUAUUAGAGAACCCAUAUUAUGUUCGUAAUGAAUGUAGGACAUCCUUUUACUUGUGCUCAUAAUGAACUCAUUUUUAGAAAGCCUAUAUUAAUGAAUGCAGAAAUAACUUCUGAAACACAGUAAACAUUUAUUUUAAUUUUCAUGUUUUUAUUUUUUAUUUUUAAAGUAGGCUUCAUGCCCAGCACAGAGUCCAACUUAGGGCUUGAACUCACGACCCUGAGAUCAAGACCUUAGCUGAGAUCAAGAGUCAGACACGUAACCAACUAAGCCACCCAGGUACCCCCUAUUAAACAAUUUUAACAAUCUAUAGCCUUGGAAUGUAAUCUGAAACAUAUCUUUUAUUGAGUACUAUCUCUGUUUCACCAUUUCCUGUGAAAUUGGAAAAGUUACUUAACCUCUCUUUGCCUCAGCUUCUUUGUGUAAAAUAAUGUAAUGAUAUUACAUUGAUUGAAUUAUAGAUGAUUAAACACAUGUAACUCCCUUUGGACAGCAUCUGAUACUCAGUAUCUAUUAUUAUCACUGGUAUUAUCAUUAUUAUAUGCUAUUAGAGAAGUCAAAGGGUAGGAAUAUUUUUGAAUACAGUAAGAUAUAAGCAUUCUAUUACCAUCUAUCCCUUUCUGUUUCUUGUUUGGGUUUGGUCUGGUUUUACCAUCUAUCCUUUUUUGAACACCAGAUAAUUUAUUCUGUGACAGAAGCUUUAGGACAUCAUAAAGGCAGAAAGGCCUCCAUUUUAGAGCUCAUAAAUUUUGCUGCACCAGAUAAUUCAUACUGCAAAAAAACUAUGGAAGAAAUUCCUUUAGAGUUGUAGAGAUUUUUUAUAAAAUCAAGGGGAGGUCAUUUUUCUACAGCAAAUUCCAAAAGCAGAAGUCAUUUUACUACAUUUUCUAAUUACUUCUUUAAGGGAAAGAUAAUUUUUUAUCAAGAAAAUUAUAGCCAAGUGGCUCCAUUAAAAUACAACUAUAUAAAUUAUUACUGUCUUAAAUGAGAAAUCAAAACAAAAUUUACUAACUACAGCUUUUCUCAUUAUCUGUAUCUGAUAAUAUGUUGAAGAGUAAAUUUUCAGAUGCCCACAUUUCAGAGCCUACUUCCAUUAUUUUAAGUGGGGAAAAUGAUGCUUCUGGCCCUUUCAAGUGUCCUGAUCAGUUUUCCCAAAUGUAAUUUAAAUUCAUCUUUUAAAAAAAAUUUUUUUAAUGUUUAUUAUUUAUUUUUGAGAGAGGGAGAGACAGAGUGCAAGCUGGGGAGGAACAGAGAGAGAGGGAGACACAGAAUCCAAAGCAGGUUCCACAUUCUGAGCUGUCAGCACAGAGCCCAAUGCAGGGCUCAAACUCACGAACUGUGAGAUCAUGACCUGAGCUGAAGCCGGACGCUCAACCGACUGAGCCAGCCAGGUGCCCCUAAAAUAUUAUUUGCUACAUUGAUCAUAAUUCAUUGACAUAUAUUUGGCAUAUAACAUAUUUGCAUAUUAGAAAAUAUUCUGAACCAGACUCUCCAAAAUAUGUUCAAGAGAUAAUAAUCUCCUAAAUACCAUUGGAGGAGAGGACUCUGUCUCAUUGCAUAUUGUGGUACAUAACCAAAUUCCCUUAUUGCCAAUGAAUUACACUUUGAGCAAGCCGAAUUAAAAGGUUGUAAGAAGACCUGCAAUAAAGAAAAUAUUACUAUUAUUCAGCACACUGUUUCCCAGUCCUGACCAUGAAUUCUUUCCCCUCCAUAAUAUUUACUAUCUUUGGGUUAUGAACACACUUUGAGAAAUCCAUUGCUGACCAAAAAGAAUAAUUAUAAGAGAAAAUUUAAGGCAUUAUGGAAGUUAGUUAAAUUUAGUGGGUGGUACAGUACUUUUGUGUUCUAAAAUUAAUCAGUACACUAUACAAGAAGAGUCCCUCUAGCUCAAGUUUUCACAACCCUUUCCCUAUUCUCUCAUCCUCUAGAUUGAUUUAAUUAGAUUUUUAUUCUUGAUGCUGUUCUUAUAAGACUGUUGAGCCUGGGUGGCCCAGGCAGUUAAGCAUCAGACUCUUGGUAUUGGCUCAGGUGAUCUCCCAGUUUCAGGAGUUUGAGCCCCACGUCCCACACGGGGAGCCUGCUUGGGAUUCUUUGUCUCCCUUUCUCCCUGUCCCUCCCUGACUUGCGCUAUCUCUGCCUCUCUCAAAAUAAAUAAAAAACUUUUUAAAAAAGAUGGUUUAAUAUGAAACUUGAAUGAAUAUUAUCUCAGUACUUUAUUUCAUAAAUCAUUUUGAAACCAAGAGUUUCCCUAUUGAGGUAAUGGUGAGGGGAUAGUAAUGUACACUAAUCAAAGAAUUCAU